CUUGAAGAUAAUUUGCUAUUAAACAACAAAACAUUCAACAAAAAUUUAAGAAUUUUAUAAAAAUGGCAUCAAAACGAAAGCAGGAGAGUCAAAUGCCUGCAGAAGAAAAUGAUCUCCUGCUUAUUAGACCAUUGGGUGCUGGACAGGAAGUAGGUAGAAGCUGUAUUAUGCUAGAAUUCAAAGGAAAAAAGAUAAUGCUCGAUUGUGGAAUUCAUCCUGGAUUGGCUGGAAUGGAUGCUUUGCCAUUCGUGGAUUUAAUUGAGCCUGAUGAAAUCGAUUUACUUUUUAUCUCACACUUUCACUUGGAUCAUUGUGGAGCACUGCCAUGGUUUUUACAAAAGACAAGCUUUAAGGGACGUUGUUUUAUGACCCAUGCCACAAAAGCCAUUUAUAGAUGGAUGUUAUCAGAUUACAUUAAAGUUAGUAAUAUUGCGACAGAACAAAUGCUUUAUUCAGAAGCUGAUCUUGAAGCGAGUAUGGAGAAAAUCGAGACAAUUAAUUUUCAUGAAGAAAGAGACGUUCUUGGCGUUAGAUUUUGGGCUUAUAAUGCUGGACAUGUUUUAGGAGCAGCUAUGUUUAUGAUUGAAAUUGCCGGUGUUAAAAUCCUUUAUACUGGAGAUUUUUCACGUCAGGAAGAUCGACAUUUGAUGGCUGCUGAAAUUCCAACAAUGAAACCUGAUGUCUUAAUUACAGAAUCAACUUAUGGAACUCACAUCCAUGAGAAACGAGAAGAUCGUGAAAAUCGUUUUACAACAUUAGUACAGAAAAUUGUUCAACAAGGUGGUCGAUGCUUAAUUCCAGUUUUUGCUUUAGGUCGUGCUCAAGAAUUACUUUUGAUUCUCGAUGAAUUUUGGAGUCAAAAUCCAGAUUUACAAGAAAUUCCAAUUUAUUAUGCGUCAUCAUUGGCUAAGAAGUGUAUGGCUGUAUAUCAGACCUACAUUUUUGGCAUGAAUGAUAAGAUUCGAAGACAAAUAGCUGUUAAUAAUCCAUUCGUCUUUAAACACAUUUCAAAUUUAAAAGGAAUCGAUCAUUUUGAUGAUAUUGGACCUUCUGUUGUAAUGGCAUCACCUGGAAUGAUGCAAAGUGGAUUAUCACGUGAACUUUUUGAAUCGUGGUGUACAGAUCCAAAGAAUGGUGUCAUUAUUGCUGGAUAUUGCGUUGAAGGAACUUUAGCAAAGACAAUUCUUUCAGAACCAGAAGAAAUAACAACAAUGUCUGGUCAAAAAUUGUCAUUAAACAUGUCUGUUGACUAUAUUUCAUUUUCAGCUCACACAGAUUAUCAGCAAACGUCCGAAUUUAUAAGAUUAUUAAAGCCACAGCAUGUAAUUCUUGUGCAUGGUGAACAGAACGAAAUGAGUCGUCUUAAAUCGGCGCUACAAAGAGAAUAUGAAAGUCAACCAAACGCUAAUAUAACAUUCUAUAAUCCAAGAAAUACACAUGCUGUAGAACUUUAUUUUAAAGGAGAAAAGACAGCCAAAGUUAUGGGAAAGUUGGCUACGAAAAAGAUUGAAAAUGGCGAUCCUGUCUCUGGUAUUUUAGUUAAACGUGAUUUUAAGUAUCACAUUUUGGAUGCAAGUGAUAUCAAUAAAUAUACAGACAUGAGUAUGAGCACUGUUACUCAAAGACAAUCAUUAGCAUUUAGUGGAUCUCCAAACAGUCUCAGAUUAUUGCUUGAGAGAAUGGGUGGAACUGGAACUGUCGAAGUUCUUGAUACUGAUAAAAAGUUUCGAGUUUUUGAUAGCGUCGAAUUGACAUUUGAUGGUAAAAUUGUGAUUCUCGAGUGGCUUGGAAAUCCAGUGAAUGACAUGUUUGCAGACACAGUCCUCGCAAGUUUAUUACAGACUGAAUUAUGUGGCAGCACAAUCAAAGGAUCUUCAGCAUCAAAAUCUGAUCAAGCGCAUUUGAAAGAAUGUAUAAUUGAAACUUUACAGGAAAUGUUUGGAGAAAAUGCUGUGCCAAAACUAUUUAAAGGUGAUCAGCUUAAAGUUUCGGUGAACAAAAAGAUAAUAGACAUUGAUUUGAGCACUUUGGAGGUAAGCUGUCCUGAGGAUGAGAAUCUUAGGGAUACAGUCUUCACUGCUGUCAACAAAUUAAAUCAAGUUCUCGUUCAAACAAAGUGAAUUUUUUUAUAAAUCUUUGUGUCUUUUAUUAAUUAAUAAAAUUAAAUUUUGGAAAUGCUC
Molecule: messenger RNA, 2180 nt
Organism: Chironomus riparius
Lineage: Eukaryota; Metazoa; Arthropoda; Insecta; Diptera; Chironomidae
Source: the annotation of a GenBank genome assembly